GAGGAGUCAUUUGUGGCAAUUUUUGGCGCAAGACUUCGGCUCAAGCCAUUUUGGCUCAAGCCGCCUGGUUCAAGCUAUACUAUUCAAGGCGGGAGGAAAUUGAAUACGUAUGAUCCUCUUGCGCUGCCGUCAUUCCUACCGUUUCCAUGCCAGUGUUUCUGGAUCAUUUCUGUUCCCGCAUUGGAGGAGUGGGUACUUCGAUGGUGAUGGCAGCGCUUUCUUAAGUAAGCAACGCAAUAUCGUUGCCCCGUGUCUGUCCAUUGCGGCAAGUGUGUCGAACGAGUCAGUUUCGGUUCUCGAUGAGUUCCAGCGCAUAUACGGCGGCUUUACGUACGCGAACGGGUCAGCACAUAACGAAAUCCAAACAAUCGCCCAGUGUAUGGCUGGACAAUUUCAGGACCUGCGAUUUUUCCUGCUCUGGAGAAUCUUAAGUGCGGUUUGAACAUCAAGCGGCCUCAAGCCGAUCUUCUGUUGUCUGGGAGGCAUUUGUUUCCAGGAAAGCGAGGGGUUGCUGUAGGCGAUGCCACAAGCCGAGCAAGGCUUGAUUUACAGGAAGCGCUGCGCGCUCUCAGAUGUGAAGCAGUUUCUGUUAGUGAAUACCAUCGUCGCUUUUUGACAUUCUGCCCUCUUUGGGAGCACAGGUAUGCUUACGCAGCGGGUUUUUGCGAUGCUGAGGGGUGCUUCGAAUGUUGGGCGAGUCCGGACCAGCGGCGCCACUAUUACAGGGUCACCAUCGCCCAGAAGAGCCGCACAUUCCUUCAGGCGUUCAAACAGAUUGUGCUGGGAGGGAUGGGGACUAACGUGUACACUCAGCCUGCUGGAUACAGCUCUAUGAGCAUCUGUGCUGCAGGUCAAGUGCAGGACUUCUGCAGGCGCAUCCAGCCAUAUUCUUUUCUGAAGGCACGUCAGGUGGAGUUGAUACUCUCUGAGCCUCCAAGUGCGAAGGCUAAGCGUGUGCUUCAGUCCAUGCACGGAAAUCAAGGGUCGUGGAAUCCAGCCGUGCCGACAAGGGCCGUCCAGGAGGCUCCAAAAGAGCGGAAAUUUCCAAGGCCCUACAUAGGCCCCAAAGCGGGCGUCCUCCUACCUUCCCUUUCUCCCCCUCACGAGGGCCAGUCUUUCUGAAGCUCGAGCCCCUGAAAGCAUGCUUCUGGCGCCGGGCCAAUGGAAACAUGACUGGCG
This is a messenger RNA of Prorocentrum cordatum, 1179 nucleotides long. The record is from the annotation of a GenBank genome assembly. Lineage: Eukaryota; Dinophyceae; Prorocentrales; Prorocentraceae.